UCCGAGCCAGCCCCGACUGGAGGAGAUGGGGAGAGGCUGAGCCACUGCCCAGCUAGCUGAACAGGCCCGGGGCCCACAGAGUGGCCAACGCCUCAACGCCGAGGUGCCCCCCUGCAGCCUGAGGGUGGCGAUGGCUGGGACCGGGAUGCCCUUGGGGCUGACGGCCAUGGAGCUGAAGGUGUGGGUGGACGGCAUCCAGCGUGUGGUCUGUGGCGUCUCCGAGCAGACCACCUGCCAGGAAGUGGUCAUUGCACUAGCUCAAGCAAUAGGCCAGACGGGCCGCUUUGUGCUUGUGCAGCGUCUUAGGGAGAAAGAGCGGCAGCUGCUGCCACAGGAGUGUCCAGUGGGCGCCCAGGCUACCUGCGGACAGUUUGCCAAUGAUGUGCAGUUUGUCUUGCGGCGCACAGGGCCUAGCCUGGCUGGAAGACCCUCCUCGGACAGCUGUCCACCCCCUGAGCGCUGUCCAGUUCGUGCCAGCCUCCCCUCAAAGCCAUGGGCAGCGCCAGGCCGUGAGCCACGCAGAGCACUGACCUGCAGCCCAAGGUGCCCCAGGCUGGCACCCAGCCCCUCGCCCCCCGAGCCUGUGGCCCCCACCGCACCCACGCCAGGCUGCUGGGCAGACCUGCAGGGCCUGGAGCUCAGGGUGCAGAGGAACGCAGAGGAGCUGGGCCACGAGGCCUUCUGGGAACAGGAGCUGCGCCGGGAGCAGGCUCGAGAGCGAGAAGGGCAGGCUCGUCUACAGGCGCUGAGCGAGGCCACUGCAGAGCAUGCUGCCCGGCUGCAGGCCCUGGACGCCCAGGCCCGCACCCUGGAGGCCGAGCUGCAGCUGGCUGCAGAGGCCCCUGGACCCCCCUCGCCCACAGCGUCUGCCACCGAGCGCCUGCGCCAGGACCUGGCUAUCCAGGAGCGGCACAGCGCGGAGUUGCAAGGCAGUCUGGUCCUGGUGAGCCGGGCUCUGGAGGCUGCAGAGCGUGCCCUGCAGGCCCAGGCCCAGGAGCUCGAGGAGCUGAACCGCGAGCUCCGGCAGUGCAACCUGCAGCAGUUCAUACAGCAGACGGGCGCUGCACUGCCACCACCCCCACGGCCCGACGGGUCCCCGCCACAGGACCUUCUGGCUCCAGGAAGAGAGGAGUCCCUCCCAGGACCCCCCCUGAGUCCUGUCUUCAAGCCUAGCCUGAGCCCUGAGGUUGCCCCCAUGAGGCAGAAUUCCUGGAGGUAGCAGCUCCUGCCCCAGACUCUGGUGACGGACAAGCCAGGACAGCUGAGACAAGCCGGCCCGGACCCUGGGAGGAGAGUGGGUGGUCACAGAGGCUUCUCCCCCCGUGGAGUGGGAAGCCCUGGGGUUGCUGCUUCAGGAUCCUGGGGGGGGUUGCUGGGAGGAUCACCCUGCUGCUCGCCAAUUCUGCCAAGCUCCGCAGAGAACUUGCCGGGCCCCAAAGGCCAGGACUCCAUGUUGGGGAUGGGAGCUGCAUGGACAAUGUGCUCAACCUGUGGAUGGAUAUAUGCUUGCCUGUGGGAGGUGUGUGCGUGUGUGUGUGUGUGCGCGUGCGUGUGUGUGUACACGGAAGAACUUGUGUGCCGCCUCCCCUACCCUGACACUGAAACCUCAAUAAACUGCCCAGAAUA
Messenger RNA from Microcebus murinus (gray mouse lemur), 1626 nucleotides. Lineage: Eukaryota; Metazoa; Chordata; Mammalia; Primates; Cheirogaleidae. The record is from RefSeq and is a predicted model, not a curated record.